AAUGAAGGCAGCUGAGGAGGAAAAACUCAGAGCUGAGGAAGAGGAGAAACUAAAGGAGAUAGAGAGGAAGAAGGAAGAGAAGAGGCAGCAAAGAAAGAGGGAACUUGAGAAACAGAAGAGAGCAGAACGGGAACAGGAACUGUCAAAGCGGGUGGCCCAGCACUACCUCAGAACCCUGUUACUGCGCCGAGGCCUGGCACCAUGGAAAAGCCUGCUGGAGCAAAGCCAUGUCAACACACAGGUCAGCGCAUUCAGGCGGCAGUAG
This is a messenger RNA of Sinocyclocheilus rhinocerous, 265 nucleotides long. Its product is annotated as coiled-coil domain-containing protein 191-like. NCBI's taxonomy places the organism in Eukaryota, Metazoa, Chordata, Actinopteri, Cypriniformes, Cyprinidae. Bases 2 to 265 code for a protein of 87 amino acids. The transcript has 3 exons. The record is from RefSeq and is a predicted model, not a curated record.